Vicia villosa (hairy vetch) is the source of this 3835-nucleotide messenger RNA. Its product is annotated as putative disease resistance protein RGA3. Bases 187 to 2823 code for a protein of 878 amino acids. The record is from RefSeq and is a predicted model, not a curated record. NCBI's taxonomy places the organism in Eukaryota, Viridiplantae, Streptophyta, Magnoliopsida, Fabales, Fabaceae. Gene Ontology annotation, molecular function: protein binding; ADP binding. Gene Ontology annotation, biological process: defense response to other organism. The transcript is spliced from 2 exons.
UAAUCAACACAGCAAAGCAAAUAAAUUACAACUAGUAUUGUUGCAUCGGUUCCUCAUGAAUAAAAUAAGUUGGUGUCACUGUCUAGCUGAAUGUAUAUAUGAAAAGGAGUAUUGUAUCUCAAAGCACUAUUACCACAACUACAUACUACAUACAUAUAUUUCUGCUUUUCUUCCGUUUUCAUUAACAUGGCUGAAUCAUUUGUUUUUGAUAUUGCUAAUUCACUCCUAGGAAAGCUUGCUUCUUAUGCUUACGAAGAAGUUUCACGAGCCUAUGGUGUGUACGACGAUCUACAGCAAUUCAAAGACACUUUGUCAAUUGUCAAAGGUAUUCUGUUGGAUGCUGAGUAUAAGAAGGACAAAAUGCAUGGGCUGCGUGAAUGGAUGAGACAGAUUCAAAACAUCUGUUCUGAUGCUGAAGAUUUAUUUGAUGGAUUUGAGUUCCAACACAACAAGAAGCAAGUUGUCCAGGCUUCUAACAGCACUCGGACAAAGGUACGCCACUUCUUUUCAUUCUCUAAUCCAAUUGUUUUCCGUUCUAGGAUGGCAUACCAAAUCAAAGAGAUUAGGGACAGAUUAGAUAAGGUAGCAGCUGAUGGGAACAAGUUUGGCCUAACAAAUAUUGAUAUUGGUCCUGAACUUGUUUUACAAAGGAGAGAAUUGACUCAUUCCCAUGUUGAUGCUUCCGAUGUAAUUGGGAGAGAGAACGAUAGGGAAGAAAUUAUCAAGCUUUUGAUGCAACCAUAUCCUAAAGAUGAUGAUGGUGAUAAAAGUUUGUGUGUUAUUCCCAUAGUAGGAAUUGGAGGCUUGGGAAAGACCACACUUGCAAAGUUUGUGUUUAAUGAUAAGAGAAUGGAUGAUCAACUUUUCCAAUUGAAGAUGUGGGUUUGUAUCUCUGACUACGAUGACUUUGACAUCAAGCAAAUAAUUAUUAAAAUCAUCAACGCUGCUUCUGCUUCCAUUUUCAAUCCAAAUUCAGAUCCACCGAGCGUUACUCUUGAUCACCAAGAAAACAUCAACAACUUGGAUAUUGAGCAACUACAAAGUCGCCUUAGGCAUAAACUUUUUGGUCAGAAGUUUUUGCUUGUGCUAGAUGAUAUAUGGAAUGAUGACCGUGGAAAGUGGAUUGAGUUGAUAAAUUUAAUCAAAGUUGGCGCAACAGGAAGUCAAAUCAUAGUGACAACGCGUAGCAACUCAAUUGCUUCAAUGACAGGUACAAUUCCCUCCUCGUAUGUUUUAAAAGGUCUUUCUCGAGAUGAUUGUUUAUCCUUGUUUGUCAAAUGGGCAUUUAAGGAAGGUGAACAAGAUAAAUAUCCAAAUCUAGUGGAAAUCGGAAAAGAAAUUGUGAAAAAAUGUGCAGGGGUUCCACUUGCUGUCAGAACAUUAGGAAGCUCAUUGUUCUCAAAAUAUGAUUUAAAUAAGUGGAUAUUUGUGAAAGAUUCUGAGUUAUGGGACAUAGUACAAAAGAAAGAUGGUAUUUUACCUGCACUGAAGUUAAGCUAUGAUCAAAUGCCAUCCUAUUUGAAGCAAUGUUUUGUUUACUUUUCUCUUUAUCCCAAAGAUUAUACCUUCAAUAGUAAUGAUAUAGCUAGGCUUUGGGUAGCUCUGAGACUAGUACAAUCUCGAAAUGGAGGUGAAAAUCUAAUGGAUAUUGCAAGAGAAUAUAUAGACGAGUUAAAUUCUAGAUCAUUUAUUCAAGAUUUUAAAAGCUUAGGCUAUUUUGUCACGUUUAAAGUACAUGCCUUGAUACAUGAUCUUGCUCGGUAUGUUGCGAAAGAGGAGUGUGUGGCAGUGGACUCGCGUACUAUGAACAUACCUGAACACGUAAGACACUUAUCCGUUGUUGAAAAUAAUUCAGUAGACAAUGUUUUGUUCCCCAAGUCCAAAAGUUUGAGAACAAUAUUAUUUCCCAUCAAGGUUGAGGGCCUUGACCAGGGAACUUUGUUGGAUACAUGGAUAUCAAGAUACAAAUACUUGCGAUAUUUAGAUUUAAGAUACUCUUCCUUUGAGACUCUGCCUAAUUCAUUUUCUAAACUGAAGCAUUUGCGAUAUCUCGACCUUUGUUAUAAUAAAAAAAUCAGAAGACUUUCUUAUUCUAUUUGCAAACUCCAUAAUUUGCAAGUCUUAAAACUCAUUGGAUGUAUGGGGCUUGAAACAUUGCCUCAAUGGCUAGGGAGUUUGAUUAGUCUUCGGGAAUUGUUUAUAACAACAAAGCAAUCAAUUAUGCCACUCGCAUUAUUUACAAACUUGAACCACCUUCAACUUUUGGUUUUUUAUAAGUGUCAUAAUAUGAAGUUUCUAUUCAGCGAGACACAACGACUCACUUCGGUCGAAACAUUGAUUGUUGAAUUAUGUGGUAGUCUAGUGUCCUUGCCUCUCUUUAUUUUUCCUAAAUUAAAAACUCUGGUAGUUUCAAAGUGUCAGAUGGUAGAUUUGUCAUUGUACAAUGAGAAUCCAAUCCAAAGAUUCAUGAUGAACCAUUUAUAUAUCGCAAGACUUACCGGGCUUCUGACAAUUCCUAGUUGGAUUGAAGGUGUUGUAGAUACUUUAGAGACCUUACAAGUUUAUGAACUUCCCAAUCUUACAACACUCCCCGAGUGUCUAACAACAAUGACUCGUCUUAAGAGACUUUGGAUUUCUUGUUGCCCUCAGUUGUCGAGUCUUCCAAGUGACUUCCAUUGCCUCGCCGCCCUUGAACAUUUGUACAUAUAUGAUUGUCCUGAAUUAUACCUAAAAUGUCAGCCUAAGUCUGGUGAGUACUGGCCGAUGAUUGCUCGCAUGGAAAUCACUUCAAUUGAAAUUCUACAAAGAGAGGUGAAGGAAUGAAGUCGUCUACCCUAGAAGGGUAAGGCAAGGUUGAUGAUAAGGAGCGUGGAAAAUGAAUGUCAGCAAGACCAUUUGGAUUUUCAAAAUGUUUAUAUGUAUGUUUGAUGUAGCCAUGUAGGCAAAGAAUUGAAAGUGACUGUUUUAUACUUCUAGUACUCCAAACAUUUAUGUUUGAAAUAGCAUUUGUGUUUAACUACAGUACAUCUUUCAUAAUAUUUAUUGUAUAUAUGGUGAAAUAAUCGACCAGGAUCAUAGACAACAAGUUCAUGGUGCAUGGAUUCACUAUAAUUAUACAUGUUUUCUUAAGAAAAGUAUGUUCUUUCCAAUAGUCCGAUCUAGACGACUAGGCCAUCGCGACCUUUUCGCAAUAGUCAAAGUGAAUGUCAUCGCGACUGCUUUGAUCAAGACGACUAGGCUAUCGCGGACCUUUUCGCAAUAGUCAAAGUGAACGUCAUCGUGGCUGCUUUGAUCAAGACGGAAAUACCAUCACGAAUCUUGUCGCAAUAGUCAAAGCGAACAUCAUUGCGACUGCUUUGAUCAAAACGUCUAGGCCACCACGGACCUCGUCGCACCAAUCGAUACAACGUCACCAUGACCUCUUUUCUGACCAGAUUGAUCAAAACCCCUAAGCAAGCUGGUCAACCAUAUUCGACAUCACGGUCACACAUUCCAUACAGUAUAAAAUCUGGAACAUCCCGACAUGUUACGCGGGCUUCCCGCAUAAGAGAAAUCUUACAAUACAUAAAUCCUUACGAAAAUACAUUUAAUUGUUACGACAUAACGUUCGGGGCUCACGAAGAGUUCUCAUCUGAUUUCAAAAUCGGAGAGCUGUAUAUAUCACUAUAACGAAAGCAACAAAGAGGAAUAAAAUUCUUUAUUAAUGAUUAACAGAACAAGUACAAAAUGCAAGUACAAGAAUAACAUUGUUUCUAGUUAGCGGAUUUAUGGCCUUCCAAGCGAAGGUAUUCAAGUCAAUCCUCGUCCCAAUCUUCGUCAGCUUUGGAGUCAAAAU